Messenger RNA from Anoplopoma fimbria (sablefish), 1048 nucleotides. Its product is annotated as pentraxin fusion protein-like. The transcript has 5 exons. Lineage: Eukaryota; Metazoa; Chordata; Actinopteri; Perciformes; Anoplopomatidae. Bases 1 to 936 code for a protein of 311 amino acids. The record is from RefSeq and is a predicted model, not a curated record.
AUGAAACACAGUUCAGUUCUGUCUUUGCUGCUCCUUCUGGGGACGUGCUCGGCUAACACCUAUCAGAACGUGGCCUUGCGUGGAAAGGCGACCCAGUCAGACCGCUAUGAGCACACGUUUGGAGAUGCCUACAGUGCUAUUGAUGGAAACAGUAACUCCGAUUUCCAUGCGGGAUCGUGCACCCACACUGAUGAACAGACCAACCCCUGGUGGAGAGUGGACCUGCUGGAGUCCUACAUCGUCACCUCCGUCAUCAUCACCAACAGAGAAGACAAUUAUGCAGAAAGGCUCAACGGGGCAGAGAUUCACAUCGGCAACUCUCUACAGGACGAGGGUGCCGCAAACCCAGUGGUUGGUGUGAUUACUCAUAUCCCAGCAGGCAGGUCUUUAAAGAUCACUUUUACCAAACUUGUGGAGGGACGUUAUGUGACCGUGGUGCUACCUGGUUCAAAAAGAAUCCUCACUCUCUGUGAAGUGGAAGUCUACGGGUACCGUGCUCCGACUGGAGAGAACCUGGCUAUCCAAGGAAAAGCCACUCAGUCGUCACAGCAUCUCACAGGCAUCGCCUAUAACGCCAUAGAUGGGAAUCGCGCCACCGUCUGGGACCAGGCUUCUUGUUCUCACACAGUCGGAGAGUUAAACCCCUGGUGGCGACUGGACCUGGGCAAGACCCAUAAAGUGUUUUCUGUCAACAUAACCAACUACAAGGAUCCUAAUUUACAACUAAUCGGAGCUGAGAUCCGAAUUGGAGAUUCUCUUGAAAACAGUGGCAACAGCAAUCCCAGGUGUGCUGUGAUCUCAAAAAUCGCCCCAGGUUUCACCGAAAGCUUCCAGUGUAACAGGAUGGACGGUCGCUACGUCAACAUCGUCAUUCCUGGAAGAAGUGAGGCGCUGAUCCUGUGUGAGGUGGAGGUGUACGGCUCCAGACUGGAUUAGGUUCACGAUAAAUCAACACCUCAAAUUCAACUUUAUCAUAUUCAAGAAGGGGAGGAUUCACUUCAGGACUGUUGGAUUAGAAUGCAUUAUUUUUAGCAAGGUAUACCAAAAA